UAGAAUCGAUAACAGUGGUAUGUUAUCAUUAAGCACAUGUAGUUAACAUAUUGAUAUAGAAUUCGGGUGAUUUGUUUAUUAGAUAAAUAAUUAUAAAAAUAGUUUUAAAUCUAUAAUUGCCGAGAAUGAAAGUCAAAGGAAAAAAGCAGUUUGGGACAACCAUGGGAGCGCAGACUGAUAGAGAAAUCCAAGAAUUGAAACAAAAAUAUGAAUCGCUGCCACUUGAAGAUGAAAUCAAAAAAUUUGUGGACAUGCCUCUGACGCAAAAAACAUUAAAAGGAUUAUUGGACUCCAAAUACGUUGCUCCAACAGAAAUUCAAAGGAAAAGUAUAUUGACAGCAUUAAUUGGAAAGGAUGUAAUGGGUACUGCAAUUACUGGAAGUGGGAAAACACUUGCCUUCUUGAUACCGGUUAUCGAACACUUGUACAUGAACAAAUGGUCACGUACAGAUGGAGUAUGCGCGAUUGUUAUUUCUCCUACGCGUGAACUGGCUUAUCAAAUAUUUGAGACUCUAAAACGUAUAGGAAGAUAUCAUGAUUUCUCGGCUGGUCUGAUAAUUGGUGGAAAGAACUUAAAGUUCGAACGAAGGAGAAUGGAUCAAUGCAAUAUAUUGAUAUGUACACCUGGCAGACUGCUGCAACAUAUGGAUGAAAAUCCAUUGUUUAAUGCUAGUACCAUUGAAAUGUUGGUAUUAGACGAAGCUGAUAGAUGCCUGGAUAUGGGAUUUGAAGAAACUCUUAAUGCUAUUGUCGAACAUUUUCCAAUUGAUCGUCAAACUUUAUUAUUUUCUGCCACACAAACAAAUUCCGUAAAAGACAUUGCAAGACUCAAUUUGCGGGAUCCAAUUUUUAUUGGAGAAAAGACAAAAUCUGAAGACGUUAUACCAGAGUUGUUGCAGCAAAAUUACGUUGUGAUGGAGUUGGAGGAUAAAAUUACAAUGCUAUGGUCAUUUAUAAAAAAUCAUCUCAAACAAAAAAUUAUAGUAUUUUUUACCAGUUGCAAACAAGUGAAAUACGUUUUCGAAAUUUUCUGCAAACUUCGACCAGGUACAAGUUUGCUCGCACUUUACGGAACACUACAUCAAGACCGAAGAAUUGCAAUAUAUAACGAUUUUACACGAAAAAGCAACGUCGUGCUAUUUGCCACUGAUAUCGCAUCCCGAGGUCUAGAUUUUCCAACAGUAAAUUGGGUUGUUCAAAUGGAUUGCCCAGAAGAUGCCGUUCAAUAUAUUCAUAGAGCAGGAAGAACGGCUAGAAACAAAGCACGUGGCGAAAGUCUUUUGGUCCUAACACCAACUGAAGAACAAGGUAUGAUAAAGGAAUUGGAGGACAAGAAUAUACAUAUUAAAAAAAUACAUAUUGAUCCGAAAAAGCUGUUUUCGCCCCGACUGAAGAUAGAAGCCGCAUUAGCCCAAAAUACCGAACUGAAGGCUUCAGCACAACGAGCUUUUGUAUCGUAUGUUAAAUCCAUAUUCCUAAUGAAGAAUAAAGACAUUUUUAAUGCAUUCAAACUAAAUCUUGAAAACUACGCCAAAUCACUUGGACUGGUUGUUACACCACGUGUUCGGUUUUUGGAGCGUUUAUUAAAGAAAAAAGGUUCAGAGACGAAAAUGGUAACGGAAUCAAAUGAUUUUGAGCACGAAGAUUCAGACAACGAUGAGGAUUUCCUUAAAGUCAAACGAGUCGACCAUGAUCUGGGUAACAAUGUGGAAGAAGUUACUUUGGAACUGCCCAAGAAGAAUAAAGUCCUAACAAAAGCUGCGGCAGCCAAAAUAGCAAUAAGAAAAAAAUUAACACCAAAUGAAAAAGUGAAUUUCGACGAAGACGGGAACGUCAUAGUUGAUAAAAGAAAAGAAAUACAAUCUGAGGUUCCCGAAGAAUAUGAAAACAAAGAUGGUGGCAUAAAUAUAGAGAUAGCGAAGAAAGUUCUAUCACAAGAAGAUAAAUACGACAAAGAACGAUUUAGACAACUUGUUAAACAACGCCACAAACUGCAAAAAGACAAAUUGAAAGAACUUGCAGAAGCCAAUUUACAAAGUAAUACCGCUGACAGUGAAAGCGAUGACGACGUCGAUUUAUCUUGGCUGCCGGAUCCGGAUCUAAUAUAUAAUGCGGAUCGUAAGACAGAAGAAAACGUAACAUCAGAAAUGAAUUCAAGUGAUGACAUGGAAGAGCCAACUAGUAAAAAAGCGAAAUUGACUUCCAAACUCACUUUGAAUGAUGCCGAAUCAAUCGCUGCACAGCUUUUAGCAAAUAAAGUAUAAUUGAUAUAGAAAUUGUUCAUCUUGUGUUUUCUGUAUAUAAUUUAAUUUUAUUUCACCUACACAUAAGUUAUUGAAUAAAAAUUGAGUUUUGUUAUUCACUGCUGUACAAUAUAAGUACAACGAAAUUAAAAGAAUAAAACUACGAUGUUUCUUAAAAAUUUAUUAGAA
This is a messenger RNA of Zeugodacus cucurbitae (melon fly), 2432 nucleotides long. RefSeq names its product probable ATP-dependent RNA helicase DDX10. NCBI's taxonomy places the organism in Eukaryota, Metazoa, Arthropoda, Insecta, Diptera, Tephritidae. The transcript is spliced from 2 exons. Gene Ontology annotation, cellular component: nucleus. The coding region runs from base 126 to 2264 and encodes 712 amino acids. The record is from RefSeq and is a predicted model, not a curated record. Gene Ontology annotation, molecular function: RNA helicase activity; nucleic acid binding; ATP binding. Gene Ontology annotation, biological process: rRNA processing.